Molecule: messenger RNA, 1924 nt
Organism: Mytilus trossulus (common blue mussel)
Lineage: Eukaryota; Metazoa; Mollusca; Bivalvia; Mytilida; Mytilidae
Product: endoglucanase A-like
Exons: 12
Coding region: 88-1890 (600 amino acids)
Biological process (GO): carbohydrate metabolic process
Molecular function (GO): hydrolase activity, hydrolyzing O-glycosyl compounds; polysaccharide binding
Source: RefSeq, a predicted model, not a curated record
CUUAUAUUAUCACCUUUAGUUUAUGUCUACUUAAACUCCUGACUUUUUCUUAAUAAGGUGGAAUCGAGAAACUACUCACAAGUUAAAAUGAUGAUCUUUGUAAGCCUUCUAGUAGGUAUAUUAUCUGUCAAUGCUGAAAACCAAGGUGUCUAUAUCGAAACUUCGUGGAACAACGGUUUUAAAGGCUAUAUUAGACUAGCUCAUACAGUGGAUCUCAACGGAUGGAGGAUUCGUGUAAAAUUCAAUAAUCCAGUUGGCACGCUACAGGUGUGGAAUGCUAAGAUGAUACACAAUAGCACUGAUAAAACGGAAUUUGUUAUGACAAACAUUGAUACGAAUGGAAUUCUUAUGGCAGGAAACACUCUGAAGAUUGAUUUCUUGGUAGGUGGUGUUCCUGAUACAAAUCAUUACGGUACAUUAACAGUAGAAAAUACUGGUACUGUAACAAAUAAACCUACAACGCCAAAAACAGUACCAACGAAAGUAUAUACAACCCACCAGAUGACAACUGGGACACAUUCGACAAAUGGAAGACCAGCGGUAACUACGGUUGGUUUUGAUAGAUCUAAGAUGAAACAUGAUUAUGGUAAAGCUAUGGGACUUUCCAUUCUGUUUUAUGAUGCCCAGAGAUCUGGCAAACUUCCUUCUAAUAAUCGAAUUCAAUGGAGGAAUGAUUCCGCCAUGCAGGAUAAUGGUGAUGGUCAUGAUCUAACCGGAGGAUGGUAUGAUGCUGCAGAUCACGUUAAAUUCAAUCUCCCCAUGGCCGAAUCAGCACAUGUUCUGGGAUGGGGACUAGAAGUAUUCAAAGACGCUUAUGAACAUGAUGGAGAACUGGACCAUAUGUACGAUAGUUUGAGAACACCACUCGACUAUUUUCUCAAGUGUUGGGUUCCUGACCAAAAGAUAUUAUGGGUGCAGGUUGGUGAUGUCGGUGCCGAUCAUAGUUUCUGGGGAAGAGCAGAAGACAUGCAAAUGGUCAGACCCGCCUAUAAAAUUCAUCCUGGCGCCCCCGGAAGUGACGUUGCAGGCAAUACUGUCGCUGCCUUAGCAGUAGGAUCGAUUGUUUUUAAGCAAAAAGAUGGAAAAUACAGUACAAGGCUAUUAGAGGCAGCAAAAACCUUGUAUGAUUUUGCCAAAGCUAAUCCUGGUUUAUAUUCAGAUAGCAUACCCCAAGCAAAAGCAUUUUACGGUUCCUCAGGAUGGAAAGACGAAAUGUGUGAAGCAGCUGCUGAAAUGUAUAAGGCAACGAAAGAUGACAAAUACUUAGAAGACGCCAAAACAUAUUACGAGCCAGCAACAGCCUGGGGAUAUUCUUGGAAUUUCAAACAAUCAGGCUGCCAGCUUCUUCUAUGGGAAAUAACCAAAGAUCAUAAAUAUAAAGCAAAUAUAGAAGCCUUUAUAGAUUCGUAUUUACCUGGUGGGUCUGUUCCUAUUACACCUUGUGGACUGGCAUGGAGGGACCAGUGGGGACCAAACAGAUAUGCAGCCAAUGCUGCUUUUAUUGCUGUGAUUGCUGCUGCUGACGGGAUUGGUGGAGAUAAAUUUAAGAAUUUCGCCAUGUCACAAAUAAAUUACAUGCUUGGUGAUAACAAUUAUAACAUGAGUUAUGAGAUAGGAUUUGGAAAUAAUUAUCCCUUGAGACCUCAUCACAGAGGAGCUUCAUGUCAACAAGACAGAUGUGUCAGCCAUUCCGAGGACAAUCCAAAUACUUUAGUUGGUGGACUUGUGGGUGGACCAGGACGUGAUGACGAUUAUCAGGACAGACGUGAAGAAUUUAUCAAAAACGAAGUGGCAUGUGACUACAAUGCUGGUUUCCAAACCGCAUGCGCAGGUCUUUACCAUUUUGCAAUCAACAACCAGCUGCCUCCAUCUCCACCAGCGAAAUGUUGAGUUUUAUUAUCAAUAAAUAUAUAAAUACAGUCAA